UUGAAAAUUUACAUCACCAUUAUUCAAUUAAUUUAUGCAUGCUUUAUCUUCUUUUUCUCUCACUAAUCUAGAUGAAUAUUAGGUUUUUGAUUUUUGAUAAUUAUAAUGUUUGUAUUUUUGGAUUAUUUAUCUGUAGAUUUUUUAUAGUUUCAAAAUUCCUACUUGUGAUUUUUAAUUUAUAUUCGUUUAUUUCAAACCAAAAGAAUCGUAAAAGUAAUUUAUUAUUGUAAAAUUAUCGCCAAUACAUCAUUCUGAUGAAAUUGUGUGUAAAAAUCAUGACAAUUUUUUUGUUUUUGUUUUGUUUUAGACGCGAGGGCUAAAACUUACUCCCACAUUUUUAUUUUUAUGAUGAUUGCUAUUUGUUAUCUAAAUAUUUUCACCAAAAUUUUUACUUUCUAUGUGGGUUCUUGUUUGACAUAUUCCACCUUUUUUAUUUAUUUAUUUAUUUUAAAUAUGCUGGCUUUGCAUAUACAUAUGACAUUUAUUAUAUAACUACACAUAGAAGGAGAAGUAAAGAGGUAGAAUAAAUACUAUGAUAAAUUACAUUUCUCUUUUGUUUUUUUAUUUAUUCUUAAAUGAUUUAUAUUUUUUUGGAAUAAAUUUAUAACCAAUAUCACAAACAAAAAAAAGUUAAAACCCUUAAAAGUCUACGGUAAUUAAUCCACAAUUACACGAACAAGUUACAUAUUAAUUUUUAAUUUAUUAUAAAUUCAACCAUUAAAAAUCAACUAUUUUACCAUGUCGUUAGAAAUGAUUUAUGAAUUUUAAGUUAUAAAUAUUUACCAGUAUCUUAGUACGAGACUGCUUAAUAUGUUUCUUCGUAAACUUUGAGGUUUCAUUUACGUCUCAUAGACAUUAGGUCGAUAAUUUUAAUGGGCAAUUACUAUAAUACCAAAGCCAAAAAAUCUCAGAACUUAAAGUCAUUUUAAACUCUCAAAAAACUAUCUCUCUCUCUCUCUCUCUCUCUCUCUCUCUCUCUAAACUCCAUCAGUACAAAACUCUCUCUCUCUCUCUCUCUCUCUCUCAAUACAACAAAAACAAUGAAUAAGCCAUUUUCAGCAUUGUUGUUCCUUGUCAUGUUUUGGGUAGUACAAGUAGAACAAACAGCAUCUUCUCUCCUACACCAAAAGCUCUACGAGUUCCAAACAAAGCUUCAACACAAGAAAACAUCCUCCUCUAGCAUAUCCGCGAUGCCGUCCCCCUCUCUGCUGCUCCCAAAUUCCAUAAAGAGUAGUGGGAGAGUAUUCUAUCCAAUUGGGUAUGGAGCAGACCCAAGUGGGGCGCAAGAUAGCAGUGAUGCAAUAAUGAAUGCUUUGGGUGAUGCUUUCUUGCAAGUGCAAAGUGGGCUUGAGUUGUUGCCUGGAAUCAAAGAUUUGGGAGGUGUUGUCAUUGAUUUUCAAGGUGGGAAUUACAGUAUAAGCAAUCCCAUUAGGUUCCCUUCUGGUGUAGGCAAUGUCCUGAUACAAGGAGGCACUUUGAGAGCGUCAAACACAUUUCCUGGAGAUAGACAUCUAAUUGAACUAUGGGCACCAAAUUCUCAGCCACUUAACAAUACAACUUCUUCUGAUCCUCUAUCUGGCCAAGAAAAUCAAAACUAUGGAAUCUACUAUGAGGACAUCACCUUCCGCGACAUCCUCUUUGAUUCAAGCUUCCGAGGAGGAGGACUUCUGGUGAUCGAUUCAGCCAGGAUCCGCAUAAACAAUUGCUUCUUCCUCCAUUUCACCACUGAAGGAAUUCUAGUCGAAAGAGGCCACGAGACCUUCAUAUCAAGCUGCUUCCUCGGGCAACACUCAACAAUCGGAGGUGACAAAGAGGAGAGAGAUUUUUCGGGCACUGGCAUUGUUCUUGCUAGCAAUGACAACGCAAUCACAGAUGUCGUUAUCUUCUCAGCUGCCACAGGAAUUAUUUUAAAGGGUCAAGCUAACAUGGUCACCGGGGUACAUUGUUACAACAAGGCAACAUAUUUUGGAGGUGUUGGAAUUCUAGUUCAAGCUGCACAAACUAGAAUAGACAAUUGUUACCUAGAUUUCAAUGCUAUAGUGAUUGAAGACCCAUCUCAAGUCCAUGUUAGUAAUGGGUUUUUCCUUGGAGAUGGUAACAUUGUGUUGAAAUCAAUUAAAGGACAAAUCUCAGGGCUGACCAUAGUCAAUAACAUGUUUUGUGGGGCACCACAAAACAUGGUACCAAUUGUGAAGUUAGAGGGACAAUUCACAUCCAUUGAUCAAGUGGUCAUUGAUCACAACAAUGUGAAUGGGAUGAGUUUGAAAUCGACAGUGGCAAAAUUGGCGGUGGCGGGGAACGGGACAAGGUGGGUGGCAGAUUUUUCAUCGGUGUUGGUGUUUCCGAACCGGAUAAAUCAUGUCCAAUACUCAUUUUAUUUCUCUCCAGGGUUUGUAGGGUUUCCAGGACAUGGAGUGACAAACGUUUCAAGCAAUGUGGUGGUUGUGGAGAGUGAUAAGGCAGUUGAUGGGGUGGUUUUCAUGGAAGUUGAUCAAUAUAACAUGGUGGGAGAGAGAAACUUUCUCAUGUGAAGUAGAGAAAUUGUACAAUUCCAUUGAUUUUGGUUUCAUGAUAGAGUGAAAGUAAUUGAUUUUGAAUUCAAUAUAAAUGUUUUCACCUACUUUUUCAGUAUUUUGUUUUGACUAUAGUGUUGAUUUGACCAAUUUGUCUACGUUGGUUGGAUUCUUCUUAGGUACUAACAUUUUAUUAAUUAGUAGUUAUUGAAGUUGAUGAAAG
Messenger RNA from Camellia sinensis, 2736 nucleotides. RefSeq names its product polygalacturonase QRT3-like. Gene Ontology annotation, molecular function: polygalacturonase activity. The record is from RefSeq and is a predicted model, not a curated record. NCBI's taxonomy places the organism in Eukaryota, Viridiplantae, Streptophyta, Magnoliopsida, Ericales, Theaceae.